AUGGGUUCAGUCACGCCACCAGAAGAGCGGGUGCCUCGCCAUCUUAGCGGCACAAAGUUGUCCCCCAAAGACUACGCUCGCUGGCGGCCAUCAUACCAUCUCAUCGCACCAAGAGGGUGGAUGAACGACCCCUGUGCCCCAGGUUACAUUCCAUCAACAAACACAUAUCACGUUGGUUUCCAAUGGAACCCGAAUGGAGCCGAAUGGGGGGAUAUUGUUUGGGGGAAAGCUUUCUCAUCAGACCUGGUAUCUUGGGAAGUCCCCGAGGCGCCAAGUUUGAAAAGGGAUGCCCCGUAUGACUCCGAGGGCGUAUUCACGGGAUGCUGGAGGCCAACAGGCCUAGAUAGAAAGCACAGAGGUGACGCAGGCAGUAAAGAAGAGGUCAGCUUCAUUUACACAAGUGUUUCAAGGCUACCAAUACACUACACAAAAGAUUAUCAUCGAGGCUGCGAGACACUGAGUCUCGCAACAAGCGCAGAUGGCGGCAACACAUGGAUCAAACAUGCCUCCAAUCCCAUUCUGCCCGGCCCACCAGAAGACAUUGCAGUUACCGGGUGGCGAGACCCCUAUGUUGCAACCUGGCCCGCAGCGAGGGAACUUCUGGCCAAGCACAGACCUAGGCAGAAUGGAGUGGAUGUGGCAGAGGAGCAGGAGCAGGAGCAGGAGCCGCUGUUUGGAAUCAUCUCGGGGGGGAUCCGCUCUAAGACUCCUACUACCUUCCUCUACAAGGUCGACCCCACUGACCUGACCAACUGGUCGUACGUUGCGCCGCUCACAACACCAGGCCUUAACUAUGCGCCUUCACGCUGGACUGGUGACCUUGGCGUGAACUGGGAAGUGACAAACUUCCUAUCCCUGAACUCUGCAGACAAGAAACACCAUCAAGACUUCCUCAUCUUUGGCGCCGAGGGCUGUCGACCCCCACAUGGCGGCUCCGGCGUUGUUCCCGGCACAAAGAGAUGCCCACGAGCGCAGCUAUGGAUUGGCAUUGAUCCUGCUGAGGGUCCGUCUGAGUAUGAGGCGUUGACGGAGUUCUCCUACGGUGGUGCCUUCGACCACGGACUGUACUACGCAGCCAACGGCUUCUUUGACCCGGUGACACAGCAACAGAUCGUCAUCGGCUGGGUGACAGAGGACGACAUACCCAUUGAAAUGCAGGCUAACCAAGGCUGGAGCGGGUGUCUUUCUCUCCCGAGGGUCGUCUCGCUCACGACGAUUAACAACGUGGUACGGGCAAACAAGUCUGACCUGAAGAGUAUCACAAAUAUCAAGGUGACGCCAGUUCCUGGACAAGAUGGAACUUUCACCGUGCACACCCUCGGCAUAGCACCCGAUUCGCGGCUGCAGAGGUUGCGCAGCGCUGCAACAAGACGAACAGCUCAGCCUGGCGCGCUCAACUCAAAAACACGGACAGCACAGAGCUCUGUGGCCUUGCAUACAGCACAGUGGGAAGCACAAGCAUCUUUCUCAUCGGUUUCGUCCAGCGAGCGCGUUGGUCUGAUCAUCCACCAUGCUAGCACCUCUCAGUCAACCAAACUAUACUUCACGCCGGCCGACGAGACUUUCAUCAUCGAGCGUCCGGAUUUUUACGUCCCACCAUCCUACAAGGGUGGCGAGAAGGACACGAAGCUGCAGUCUGAGACGGCGCCCUUCACGCUCUUCACAACGCACGAUGCGCAGACCGGCGCCGAGGUUGAGGAGAAGCUAAUGGUGAAUGUCUUCUAUGACGGCAGUGUGCUUGAAGUGUUUGUCAACAAUAGAGCCGUCAUUACGACGAGGGUCUACCUUGAGGAUGCGAGGUGCGAAGAGUUGGAAUGCUUUGCUGAGGGGGCUGGUGCUGUGUUAGAAGAGGCUGUUGUUUGGGAUGGUUUGUCCGUGGCUGCAUAG
Diaporthe amygdali is the source of this 1887-nucleotide messenger RNA. RefSeq lists its product as uncharacterized. The transcript has a single exon. Lineage: Eukaryota; Fungi; Ascomycota; Sordariomycetes; Diaporthales; Diaporthaceae. Bases 1 to 1887 code for a protein of 628 amino acids. Gene Ontology annotation, biological process: sucrose catabolic process. The record is from RefSeq and is a predicted model, not a curated record. Gene Ontology annotation, molecular function: sucrose alpha-glucosidase activity.